AUGGCGCUUUGGGAAUCACUAGUGAGCAAUGUCUUUGGCGGACUUUCAAAUGAUUUCAAGAAAAAGAAUUUUUCCCUAUACGGACAAUGGAUCAGUAUUUUCACCAUCUUUUUGUGCAUAGCAUUGGGGAUAGCCAAUAUAUUCCAUUUCAACUUGGUCAUCAUCUUUUCAGUCAUAUGUCUAGUUCAAGGGUUGAUUGUUAUAUUUGUUGAAAUACCAUUCCUUUUAAGAAUAUGUCCAUUAACCGACACGUUUACCAACUUUGUUAGAAAAUUUGAUGGAAAUUUACCAAGAUGUGGGUUCUACCUGUUGAAUGCAGCAAUCCAGUACCUAAGUUUAACAUUGCAAGCUACGAGUUUAAUUGUUGUUGCCGUAUUUUUCACAUUAUCGGCUGCUUGUUAUGCUUUAGCUGCUGCUAAGAAUCAAGAGUACUUGAAGUCAUCGAUUGAUGUGUCAGGAACUGGACAAGGCGGUGCUUUAGAGGCUCAAGUUGGAGAACACGUUGUUAGAAAUGUUUUGUAG
Messenger RNA from Lodderomyces margitis, 522 nucleotides. It is a transcript of the gene TVP18, whose product is annotated as Tvp18p. The transcript has a single exon. Gene Ontology annotation, biological process: vesicle-mediated transport. NCBI's taxonomy places the organism in Eukaryota, Fungi, Ascomycota, Pichiomycetes, Serinales, Debaryomycetaceae. The record is from RefSeq and is a predicted model, not a curated record. Gene Ontology annotation, cellular component: Golgi membrane. Bases 1 to 522 code for a protein of 173 amino acids.